UGUCCAGGCUGUGCCAGAGAACAGCUCUGCACACCCACAGGCACGUCAAGUCCUGGAGGCCACUCCUGAGACCCUAGGCCCCUCCUCCUGCCCCCUAGUGUCCUCACCUUGACCCUCUCUGUCAGACUCUGCCCCCCUCUGGGUGUCCCAUUCACCACCCAGAGGCAGGGGAGGCGGUGUGGCAGCGGGCAGGGGCUGGGUGAGGGCCGCCCAGUGCCAGGGUGGGCUGGGGGGCCGUUAAGAUGUGGAGCUCUGCCCAGCCGAGGGGGGCUCCGUGGAGGCAGACGCAGUGUGUGCCCGGCUGGGGGGAAUAUGGGCAGGCCCACAGCCACGUGGUGAAGGAUGAACAUUCGGGGCGCCCCGGACCUCGGGCAGCCCAGUGACGACCCCAGCAGUGGCGGUGAGCGGGAGCGGAUUCGACAGCGCAUGAAGAUGGUCAUCGGGCAGCUCGAGGGCAUCUUGCGGGAGCUCAAGGAGGUAGCCAAGGAGCUGAGGGAGGUGGUAAGCCAGAUCGAUAAGCUGACCUCAGACUUCGACUUUGAAGUGGAGCCAGAUGACUGGACCACAGCCACUGUGAGCAGCACCUCCAGCAGUGACAAGGCGGGCGCGGGCGGCCCCUUUGACCUGGGCCACCUGGACUUCAUGACAGCCGACAUCCUCUCAGACAGCUGGGAGUUCUGCUCCUUCCUGGACAUGUCCACCCCCUCGGACUCUGUGGACGGCCCUGAGCUGGCCCGGCCAGGUGCUGGCCCUGACUACCGGCUCAUGAACGGCGGCGUGCCCAUCCCCAAUGGGCCUCGGGUGGAAACCCCAGACUCCUCCAGCGAGGAGGCUUUCAGCGCUGCCCCUGCCAAAGGCCACCUGCCCCAGCGGACCCCGGGCACACGGGAGAGAGUGCGGUUCAGUGACAAAGUGCUCUACCACGCACUGUGCUGUGACGAUGAGGAGGGGGAUGGCGAAGAGGAGGCAGAGGAAGAGGAGGUGGGCCUGCCCACCGAGCCUCCCCGUACAGAGGCUCUCGCGGGCCCCCUCAAGCCCUCCCCAGCCCCCCAUAAGCUGAGGCGCUCUCCCCUGACCGGCCGCCGCUCAGGCCCCACCUUGGCCCCUGAGCCUACGCGGAGGGUCACAAGGAACAGCAGCACCCAGACAGUGUCAGACAAGAGCACACAAACGGUGCUGCCCUACACGGCCACCAGACAGAAAGCCAGAGGGAAAAACUAGGGGCCGGGGGGGCAGGUGGCAGUGGGCACACAGAGCUAUAAAUAUAUAUAUAUAUUUAAACAAACACGGUCAUAAUAAAAUUUAAAAAUGCUAA
Messenger RNA from Trichechus manatus latirostris (Florida manatee), 1315 nucleotides. It is a transcript of the gene INSYN1, whose product is annotated as inhibitory synaptic factor 1. Gene Ontology annotation, biological process: inhibitory postsynaptic potential. Gene Ontology annotation, cellular component: postsynaptic density. NCBI's taxonomy places the organism in Eukaryota, Metazoa, Chordata, Mammalia, Sirenia, Trichechidae. Bases 343 to 1221 code for a protein of 292 amino acids. The transcript is spliced from 2 exons. The record is from RefSeq and is a predicted model, not a curated record.